Molecule: messenger RNA, 919 nt
Organism: Spinacia oleracea (spinach)
Lineage: Eukaryota; Viridiplantae; Streptophyta; Magnoliopsida; Caryophyllales; Amaranthaceae
Product: glutathione S-transferase
Exons: 3
Coding region: 130-774 (214 amino acids)
Biological process (GO): glutathione metabolic process
Cellular component (GO): cytoplasm
Molecular function (GO): glutathione transferase activity; glutathione binding
Source: RefSeq, a predicted model, not a curated record
UAAAUAUUCUAUUCUGGAUAGUUCGACUUUCAUCAGCAAAACAAAACAAAACAACCAAAGCUUUAAUUAUCUCCUCUCAUAGUUUGAUCUUUAAUUACAUUCUACAAAAUUUGAAAAAGUUUAACAGAAAUGGGAAUCAAGAUUCAUGGAAGUCCUCUCUCCACCGCCACCCUCCGUGUCGUGGCGGCGGUUCAUGAGAAAGAGCUUGACUAUGAGUUUGUUACCGUCGACAUGAAAACCGGUGCUCAUAAGCAAGAGCCUUUCAUCUCUCUUAAUCCAUUUGGUCAAGUUCCAGCUCUAGAGGAUGGAGAUGUCAAGUUAUUUGAGUCAAGGGCUAUUACAAAAUACAUAGCAUACAACUAUGAUACCCAAGGAACUCCUCUUGUAUACAAAGAAGGAAAGGAAAUGGCAGACUUGGCCGUUUGGAUGGAAGUCGAGGCUCACCAAUUCGAUUCAGUAGCCAGUAAACUCGCUUGGGAGCUUGUCUACAAGGGUAUGUUCGGUAUGCAAACCGACAACGCUGUAGUUGAAGAGAACGAGGCUAAGUUAGUUAAGAUCCUUGAUGUUUAUGAGACUCGUUUGUCAAAGUCCAAGUAUUUGGCUGGUGAUUCCUUCACUUUGGCUGAUCUUCAUCACUUGCCAACCCUGCAUUACGUGUUGAGCACAAAAGAGAAGAAGUUAUUCGACGAACGUCCCCAUGUGAGUGCUUGGUGCACGGAUAUCUUGGCUAGGCCAUCUUGGGAGAAGUCCUUGGCUUUGCAGAAACAAGCUUAAGGUUACAUUACCGUGGUUUAGUUCCCGGCUGUGUUGCUGUGUGAUGUACCCAAUCUUGUUUAUUACUUUCUAUGUGGAUGUGUUUGUUAGUUGUGUACUUAUAUUUCGAAUAAAUAAAAUCACCAGUCCUUUUUAAGUUAAGAAA